CUCCACUCAACCAUCGAAAUGCCCUCAAACAUCACCACCGUCAUCAACAGCGAAGCGUCCCAAAUCCUCUCACAACUCCGUGACCAGUCACUCCCUCCAGCCACUGUCCGUCGACUCGUUGGCAAUCUUACAUCAACACUGACAAAAUAUGCGCUCAAAACUCCUACCCAAGACGAGCAAGUCGCAGUCAUAGUCAUCUUACGUUCUGGCCUAGCAAUGGCCGAUCCAUUCCUCGCAGCCCUCCCAGAAGAUGCGAACACAGUCACAUACCAUCUCGGUCUAUUUCGUGAAAAGGAAUCUCUUCGACCGGUUGAGUACUAUAAUAAGCUUCCAGCAAAGAGUCCGAAGAUUAAGCGUGCCUAUGUUCUUGACCCGCUCGUGGCUACCGGUGGAACGGCAAAGGCUGCAAUUGAGAUUUUGAGGGACUGGGGUGUUGGCCACAUCACAUUGUUCUCUUUGCUAGGUAGUGAAAAGGGUAUUGAAAACGUUGCUGGUGUUUGGCCAGAAGGCACUGAUAUUGUCGUCGGGGCGAUUGAUAAAGAACUUGAUGAUAGGGGAUAUGUCAAGCCUGGCCUUGGUGAUAUUGGUGAUCGUCUGUAUGGAACUAGUCUGGGUUAAAAUAGGAAUGAUCAAACUACAAUGGGCUGAGUGUGUCUCUCACUAAAUCGGUAGCUUCAAGACGAAUAAAUAUAUAAAUGAGGAAGCUGGGGCUUGAA
Molecule: messenger RNA, 716 nt
Organism: Aspergillus wentii DTO 134E9
Lineage: Eukaryota; Fungi; Ascomycota; Eurotiomycetes; Eurotiales; Aspergillaceae
Product: uracil phosphoribosyltransferase
Exons: 2
Coding region: 19-618 (199 amino acids)
Source: RefSeq, a predicted model, not a curated record